Lodderomyces parapsilosis is the source of this 417-nucleotide messenger RNA. RefSeq lists its product as uncharacterized. NCBI's taxonomy places the organism in Eukaryota, Fungi, Ascomycota, Pichiomycetes, Serinales, Debaryomycetaceae. The coding region runs from base 1 to 417 and encodes 138 amino acids. The record is from RefSeq and is a predicted model, not a curated record. The transcript has a single exon.
AUGCAAUACUCAAAAGUCGCUAUCUUGUCUGCCGUUGCUGGUUCAGCCGUUGCUUCAUACAACUCAACUGUCACUGACAUUGCCACCACCGUUGUUACCAUCACUUCAUGUGAAGAAAACAAAUGUACUGAAGUUCCAGUCACCACCGGUUUGACCACUGUCACUGAAGUUGACACCAUCUACACCACCUACUGCCCAUUGCCAUCAACUGAAGCUCCAGAAUCAUCUGCUCCAGAAACCAAGGCUCCAGAAACUUCUGCUCCAGCUUCUAAAGCUCCAGAAUCAUCUGCUGCUGAAUCUAAAUCUACCGUUGCUGCUGAAUCUUCAGAAGCUCCAUCAGUCUCUUCAUUCGAAGCUGGUGCCGGUAAAUUGCAAGUUGGUGCUGCUUUGGUUGGUGCUGCUGCUUUGUUGUUGUAA